AUGCUUAAAUCAGUCUUCUUCAUGACCCUACUCUGGGGUGUUUCAACGGCAUUUAUGUUUGAUUUCCACCACCAGCAGCGGCAGCAACAGCAACAGCAGCAGGAACAGCAAAGAAGUUACGAAGAUCGCGUGCUGGAUAACGAGUGUCCAAACUACCUUUGUCCUGAUACUUUACAGUGUGUGAAAGAGAAGAAGGACUGCCCUUGUCCGUUUUCAAAAUCUCAACUGAAGUGUGAACUACCUAAUGGUGACUAUCUCUGCAUCUCCAAACCAGCUACACAUGAUCAAAAGUUGAACGAACAGUACGAUGACUCUAAGAAGGGGCCACAAUUCAAAGCUGGUAAUGGGAUAAGGGACUGUGGCUGGAUAUUGGAUGUAUAUCAAGGUAAAAUUUAA
Messenger RNA from Huiozyma naganishii CBS 8797, 396 nucleotides. RefSeq names its product Lcl2p (gene LCL2). The record is from RefSeq and is a predicted model, not a curated record. Lineage: Eukaryota; Fungi; Ascomycota; Saccharomycetes; Saccharomycetales; Saccharomycetaceae. The transcript has a single exon. Bases 1 to 396 code for a protein of 131 amino acids.